Molecule: messenger RNA, 240 nt
Organism: Schistosoma margrebowiei
Lineage: Eukaryota; Metazoa; Platyhelminthes; Trematoda; Strigeidida; Schistosomatidae
Source: the annotation of a GenBank genome assembly
AUGUCUAAGAAGAAAGGCGAUGUGCCAAAAAAAGCUGUUUUGCUUGGGAGAAUCGGUACUAAUCUGAAAUGUGGUGUAGUAGGCCUCCCAAACGUUGGUCAAGUCCCCGCCGAGAAUUUUCCAUUUUGCACUAUUAAUCCUAAUGAAAGUCGUGUUGCAGUUCCAGAUGAAAGAUUCGAUUGGCUGUGUGAAUACCACCAACCUGUUAGGUGGGUUUCUUAUGUCCUACAAUUGACAUGA